Molecule: messenger RNA, 888 nt
Organism: Komagataella phaffii GS115
Lineage: Eukaryota; Fungi; Ascomycota; Pichiomycetes; Pichiales; Pichiaceae
Product: GrpE protein homolog, mitochondrial
Exons: 2
Coding region: 1-888 (295 amino acids)
Biological process (GO): protein folding; protein import into mitochondrial matrix
Cellular component (GO): PAM complex, Tim23 associated import motor
Molecular function (GO): protein-folding chaperone binding; protein homodimerization activity; adenyl-nucleotide exchange factor activity
Source: RefSeq, a predicted model, not a curated record
AUGCAAAGAUCACUAAGAUUAAUGGCAAUUAGAGCUAACUCGCCCUCUUUGCUUCGUGCUUCAGUGUGCAUGGCCCCAAGAAUGGUUUCGGCCCCAGCUACCAGAUAUUUCUCUGUUUCUCCUAUGAAGUUUAACGCAAAGAAGGAUGAGGCUCCUAAUGCUAAGGAGGAAUCUACCGAGUCACCCGAGAAGGAUGCUUCUUCUGAGCUCAGUGAGGUUGAACAACUUAAAGCCAAGUUGGCAGAAAAAGACCAAGAAGUCACCCUUUUAAAGGACCGCUACUUGAGAUCAGUUGCGGAUUUCCGCAACCUUCAGGAGACUACCAAAAGAGAAAUCCAAAAGGCAAGGGACUUUGCUCUCCAAAAGUUUGCCAGAGACCUUUUAGAAUCUUUGGACAACUUUGGGCAUGCAUUGAGUGCUGUCAAGGACGAGACCCUUGCUGCUAACAAGGAGGUGUCUCAAUUGUACGACGGUGUUGAGAUGACCAAGAACAUCUUCGAGAAGACAUUGGUGAGACACGGAAUCAAUAAAAUUGACCCUGUGGAUGAGAGGUUUGAUCCCAACAGACACGAGGCAACAUUUGAAGUUCCUCAACCAGACAAAGAGCCAGGAACUGUCUUCCACGUCCAGCAACCAGGUUACGAAUUGAAUGGAAGAGUCCUUAGAGCUGCCAAAGUUGGAGUUGUCAAGGGUGGAACCGAGAACUUAAACAGUGAUAAAGACAGGAGGAAUACACUAUUAAUAGUAGACAUUCCAUCAACAAACAAAGGAUUCAAAGGAGCUUAUCAGGAACGCCCAUCCCCCAUUUUUGUGUCGUUAAAUAGCCCAAUUUUCCUCACAAAGAAACAACAAGAGCAAAGUCUAGCUGAUCAAGUCCAUACAGACUAG